AUGGGGUUCCCGGGUAGAUGGUGCUCAUGGAUAAAAGGAAUCUUAGAGUCGGCGAGAUCCUCAGUAUUGGAUAAUGGGUCAUCGACCUUUGAAUUUCAGUGUCAAAAAGGUUUGCGUCAGGGGGAUCCCAUCUCGCCGUUCCUAUUUAUCAUGGUGGUGGAGAUGCUUUCUUGCAUGAUUGACAAAGCGAUAAGCGUUGACGCUUUGUCGGGCAUCCAAAUUUCUAAUGGGAUGUGUGUUUCUCACUUGUUGUAUGUAGACAAUGCUAUUAUACUUGGGGAAUUGUUUCCUUCUAAUAUUAGGAAUGUGUCGAAUAUUUAUGCUAUCGGUGUACAACUGGGUGAGUUAAACAAUAUGGUUGCGGCGGUUGGAUGUCAAGUGGGUAUUUUUCCCUUCAAGUAUCUUGGUCUUAUGGUGGGGGCUAACAUGAAUCAGGCGCCAGUUCAAGUGAUCAAGGAUUUGGAAGUGAAAAUGAGGAAUUUCCUGUGGGGUGGAGACGAUUGGGUAAAAAAGCUUUAUUGGGUCGCUUGGGAUCGUGUGUCUCUCCCUAAAAAGAACGAUGGGCUCGGUUUAAGUUCAAUUAAAUCAGAAAAGGAUGAGUGGGAGUGGAUUGGUGCAGCAGAUAAAGACUUUAGCACGAAGGCGGUUAAGAAGCUUCUCGAUAAUAGCAGGAUCAGAUCGGACGUGUAUGUUCCGGAGGGAGGUAACUCGAUUCUGAGUAAAUGCAAUAUCUUCGUAUGGAGAGAGAAAAUGGGCAAGAUUGCUACAAUGGACGCGUUAAAAAAGAGAAACAUUGGGGACAGUAACACGAUAUGUGGCCUAUGCGAAGAAGGUGAGGAGAGUGUUGAUCAUUUGUUCACUUCCUGCUAUUUUGCUUCUAUGUUAUGGUCUUUUAUCAGUAGUUGGUGCAAGUCUCAGAAUAUAGUGGUGUUCUCGUUUAAAGACUUAAUUGAAGUUCAUAAUCAUUUUGGCUUGAAUAGGCAGAAGAUAGAGGCUAUAAAUGGCCUGAUUAGGACUGGUUGUUGGGUUAUUUGGAGAUCGAGAAAUGAAGCUAGGUUCAGGAAUAAACCGGUCAAAUUGGAGGGUAUUAUUAGUGAGGUUAAAAACCUUGGUUUUUGUGGUAUACGUCUAGAAAUAAUGGAACGUCUAUUUCUUGGAGAGAUUGGUGUAAAUUUGUAA
Helianthus annuus (common sunflower) is the source of this 1179-nucleotide messenger RNA. RefSeq lists its product as uncharacterized. The record is from RefSeq and is a predicted model, not a curated record. Lineage: Eukaryota; Viridiplantae; Streptophyta; Magnoliopsida; Asterales; Asteraceae. The coding region runs from base 1 to 1179 and encodes 392 amino acids. The transcript has 4 exons.